Zingiber officinale is the source of this 1420-nucleotide messenger RNA. RefSeq lists its product as uncharacterized. The transcript has 6 exons. Bases 98 to 1291 code for a protein of 397 amino acids. Gene Ontology annotation, cellular component: Golgi apparatus. NCBI's taxonomy places the organism in Eukaryota, Viridiplantae, Streptophyta, Magnoliopsida, Zingiberales, Zingiberaceae. The record is from RefSeq and is a predicted model, not a curated record.
GAAGGAGCAGCAGCAGCUUUACCUGUCACUCUGCUAAACUACGGCAACCCCGAUCGUUCUCGCUUGCGGUCGCGGAGAUCUCCGCGUGCUCUCUAUCAUGGCGACCUCCUCCCGCACACACAGGGGCAAGCAGAAGAAGCCCACGGCCCUCCUGAUUCCGCUUCUGUCUGUCACCGCCUCCGUGGCCGUCGCCAUUGUCUGGAUCCUCCUUUCGCCUCUGGUCCAUCCUCCUCGCUCGCCGCAGGGGAGGGAGCCAUCGAGAGGGUUGGAUCGGAAGUACCUGUAUUGGGGAGGGCGGAUCGACUGUCCCGGGAAGCAUUGCGACUCCUGCGCCGGAUUGGGGCAUCAAGAGUCCAGCCUCCGAUGUGCCCUAGAGGAAGCUCUCUUCCUCCAAAGAGUAUUAGUGAUGCCCUCUAGAAUGUGCAUCAACCCAUUGCACAACAAGAAAGGGAUCCUCCACCAGCAAAGCAAUGCAAGUUCUGAUGAAAGGUGGGCAGCAAAUUCAUGUGCAAUGGACUCUUUGUAUGAUCUUGAUGCCAUCUCGAGUAAAGUAGAAGUGAUAUUGGACAAUUCAAAGAUGUGGUCCCAUGCACUGUCAACAAGUAUGAAACUAGGAGACAGUGGAGUGGCACAUGUUGAAGGAGUUGGCAAGGUUGUCCUAAAAACAAGUAGCCAUUUUUCCAGUGUUUUGCUAAUAAACCGCACAGCUAAUCCCCUAGCAUGGUUUAUGGAGUGCAAGGAUCGAACCAAUCGCACCAGUGUUCUGCUUCCAUAUUCUUUUCUCCCAACUAUGGCUGCCCCAAAAUUAAGAGAUGCAGCAAACAAGAUCAAAGGCUUGCUAGGUGAUUAUGAUGCUAUUCACGUGCGCCGAGGGGAUAAGAUAAAAACCAGAAAGGACCAGUUUGGAGUUACAAGGACGCUCCAUCCUCACCUUGAUAGAGACACUCGCCCUGAGUUCAUUCAACAGAGAAUAGCAAAAUGGAUUCCGCCCGGACGUACAAUUUUUAUUGCUUCAAAUGAGAGAUCACCAGGCUUCUUCUUGCCACUUGCUGCUAGGUAUAAGCUGGCAUUCUCAUCGAACUUCUCAGACAUAUUGGACCCAGUUAUUCGCAAUAAUUACCAGCUGUUCAUGGUGGAAAGAUUAGUCGUGAAGGCGGCAACAACAUAUGUGAAAACCUUCAAGGAAGAUGAGAAUGACAGAAGCCUCACUGAUGACCCAAAGAAGAACGUCAAACGCUGGCAAAUACCUGUUUACACCAUGGAGUCGAAUAGAGUACCAGAAGAAACAUGAAUCUGUGUAUCUUAUCAUUGACUGUGAUUUAUGUGUGUUCUUGUUGUAUAUAUACAAAUUUAUCACUCUCUUUUUUCCGUGUAUCUUAUCAUUGACCGUGAUUUAUGUGUGUUCUUGUUGUAUAUAUAA